UCUUUCUAGGCUGUCUUCCAGUGCGAUAGAGAAGCUGGCAGUGAACGGAUUCAUCCGGCAAAUGUGGCCAUACUACUAGCUCUGGCUAGUCCUUGCUUCAUGAGGUACAUACUUCUUCCGGUCUGCUCUGUUGCCGAGCUUUCAUUCUCGGACACCUACAUUCCCAACAGGCUAGGGCAAAUACAUGAAGUCGGAAUGAUUCCCAAACCUGGAUUGAAUGCUCCGCCAAAGUCAACCUAAACAAUUAAUUGAAGGAAGUGUCGCCCGGCAUCGAUUUCACGUGUUGGUUGCCCAACCCGAUAAGUAGUUUUUGAAUGAUUCGCGUUAGCCAGGAGUUAGAGAUGUACUUUAUAUUUCAAUAAUUAGACAACAGCCGUCAGUCAAAAUACUGAUAUCCCCCUCGUUCACUUAAGUGGUAAGAAAUGCUUUAGGUGAACAUGCAUGCAGCAAUAAUUAUGUAUUAUUCAAUUGUUAUUGAUUCCUACUCCGUACUUGACUAUGAGAUAGAGGAAGGAUCUGAUAAUUGCUUAUAUAAGCUAAUUCCUAAUUCUAAGACAUAGAUUUCAUUAUGCGGGGCGUAGCGAAAGCAUUCAACCUUCUAGGACUAAGCCUAAGGCCUAUGGUCCCUCAAAAAAGAGAGAUCAAUCGCUAUCAAUGCCAGGAGGCAGAUCAAGAUUCAUGGGAACGAGAACCUUUUUACCUAAGUAGGAAGAAUCCAUUAGGGCUGCGAACUCUUCCAAUAUGUGCGAGCAAAUGUGCAUGAUCGAGUUGGAAAAACCAGGGCAUCAUCUAUCUAUCUAUCAAACUUUUAAUACGUCUCUUCGAGAAGCAAAGAAACUAGUAUAUACUAGACUCGGUGCCAAGGGAGAAAAGCUUAGAGAUAGAAUGCUCAUCCGUCCAUUUCUUAUUUCCUGAGGUUCACCUAUGUUCUUUUCUUGUGCUUUGUCAAAUCAAGUAGGCGCGUAUGAAACACAAAUCCAGAGGCGGAUAUCUAUUGACGAUAUAGCGUAUGAAAGAGAUUUUUAUGCAAUUCCAUCGGUGCUAGCUCUGUUUUCAGCAUUUGCCUGAACAGGCGCAUUUGCUGCUUCAGUUAAUUCCUUUUAAAGGUGGAUAUUCCGGUUCAUUCCUUUGGGACUGCUCAUUUCUUUGCCUUAUCAUUUGCCGACAUGCGGACUCACUUCUCUUUUAUGGGAUGAAAGCCCUUAUCCCAGUCCUCACCAACACCAAAACAAAAAGUGAAAGAAGACCCCGUACACACUCUUCUUUCCCGCAGCCUAGGGAGGCUGCGGCCUCGCCUUCUUUCUGUAAAAGAAAAGAAAAAAAAGAGUCAAAUCGCACCAUCUCUAUAAUAAGUAAAUGCCCUUUUUUCCCCGGAGGUUGUCGGAAUUAUUUGCAAAAAAAGAAAAUAUUGGCUACAAUCGAGGAGGUCUUAUCAAUGAAAUUUCCAUUUCUACGGGAUCUAGGCAUAAUUCCCAACCCACUGACACAAGGAUUUUCAGUCCUUUGCUCCAACCAACUGAACUAUCUGAACAAAAAACGAACGAAGUUUUCAGCAUAUAGCGUCUACCUCUUCAUUGGAUCACCUUGGUACCGCUACUGUCUUCCAAAAGAAAAGCAAGAUCUGUCUAUCUACGAAAAUCUUCGAUGCAGCACCAAUUGCUCCGCGCCUGGGAAGGCUUGUCUCGUGUGGUGGCGCUUACUACUUAACAAUACAACUCGUUUAAGUCAGUCCGUCCUUCCGGUUCUUUCUCUAGAAAACUCGCUCGGCCAUCCCUUUGAUUGAGCGUAGGGUAUGGAUGGCUUUAUUGGAAAUAUUCUGUUCUAGCUCAGGGGCUUCAUAGCUGAUACUCUUUUUUAGCUAUAGGAAAACUUCUUUUUUGAAUAGGCCCUCUCUUUUUCAAUAGAAAAGUUCUAAGAGUGGCCUGCCCUCAACUCAAAGUGGUAGGAUUGAACCAGGCAGUCUUGUAUUCAAAUUGGUGGUGAGGGGAUUCACAGGUCUAGCCAGGGCAAGGUGUCAGAAAUAGCCAAGCACGAGAUAGCUGAUAUGCGUUUUUCACAAAAGCACCGGUCAGUUACUAGGUAAGAUAAGUAAUAGGCUUGGUCAAGUGUCAUGGAAUAGAACUAGUUGCCAAGGUAGCUGGGUUUAAGAAACACGAGAUACUUUUUCUAUAAAUAUGGACGAAUGGAAGUUUAACUCCUAAAGAAGCGCUUUAUGAAGCUUCUCGUAAUUUGAUUGAUUUAUUUCUUCCUCUGCGUGUAGACUGACGGAGUAGAAGGUUCGGUUCGCUAUUUGCUACUGUCUAAUCUAGUGCGCUUGCUUACUUUCUUGGAAUUCUACUCUAGUGCGCUGAGCUGCUUCUCCUUCCAAUUCCGCUCGCCCCGGUCCUUGAUCGAAGGUCUGGUAUCCGCACCGACGCGACUACUAAUUCAAAGGCAUGCUCUACCUCGCACCUGACCAGCAAAAUGACGUAUAGUAACGUCAUAGCUGUGACCCGAACCACAGUGCUCAUCAAAGAUGGUAGUGCCUUCUGCAUUGCGCUAAAUGAUAAAGCCUAUUUAUUCCUAUGUCUUUCUUGUUAAAAAACCACCUGCGAUUUCAGAUAAGUCUUUCUGCUUAGAGCAAGAAGCGGAACUAAGGUGACACCUAGAAAAAUGAAGGAAGUCAUUUCUUAUUUUUUUCAUAAGAAUACCGACCUAGCUUCAAUUGCUUCAGUUGGAGCUGCUGUCGGUAUUGGGAUCCUAUUCGUUUUCGCACUCCACAGAUGGAGUGUUCCUUCACUCGCCCAGGAACCCAUUCCCCGUCGCGUCUGGGAAUAUGGCGAAGAGCUCGGCUUCUUCCAAAUGAGAAUGUCGACUCCUCGAAUGCCAAUCGAUAUCUCGAGGAAAUUGCGCAUGUCCUCGAAUUUCGAUUUUUUGAUCAACAAGCCAUUGAAUCACUUCCAGGGGGGGGGCACUCCUGGGUGGAGCUUGCGAGGACUGUAAUUUCAAGGACGAUCAGUCCGGAUUUGACCGAUAUCGACAUUCUCGCCUACGCCUAUUGCAUAUUAAUGGAGAAGGGGCAAUCCAAUGAGAUAAUGACAGAAGCCCUUAAAAUCCAGCUGCUAUGGCUGCAAGGGUUAUCCAUUUCAUAGGCGAGGGUGGGGGAGAAGCAAGCCGAACCUCUGAUCGACCCGGACACGUCCAAAAUUCUCGGCGUCGAGAGAAAGACGAGAUUCAGUAAGUAAUUCAGUGAGUGCUUUCUUUUAUAAGAAGAGCGUCGGCUUGGAAGAAGAAAAUGAAAUACGAACAACCGCGCUGGUCGUAAUAGAUCGACUUGAAUGCGUCUUCUUGCUCCAGCAUUCAAGUUCCAUUUCAAGGAAGGACGACGUACCAUGAUACUUUCUGUUUUGUCGAGCCCUGCUUUGGUCUCUGGUUUGAUGGUUGUACGUGCUAAAAAUCCGGUACAUUCCGUUUUGUUUCCCAUCCUAGUCUUUUGCGACACUUCUGGUUUACUUAUUUUGUUAGGUCUCGACUUCUCCGCUAUGAUCUUCCCAGUAGUUCAUAUAGGAGCUAUUGCCGUUUCAUUCCUAUUCGUGGUUAUGAUGUUCAAUAUUCAAAUAGCGGAGAUUCACGAAGAAGUAUUGCGCUAUUUACCAGUGAGUGGUAUUAUUGGACUGAUCUUUUGGUGGGAAAUGUUCUUCAUUUUAGAUAAUGAAACCAUUCCAUUACUACCAACCCACAGAAAUACGACCUCUCUGAGAUAUACGGUUUAUGCCGGAAAGGUACGAAGUUGGACUAAUUUGGAAACAUUGGGCAAUUUACUUUAUACCUACUAUUCCGUCUGGUUUUUGGUUUCUAGUCUGAUUUUAUUAGUAGCUAUGAUUGGGGCUAUAGUACUGACUAUGCAUAGGACUACAAAGGUGAAAAGACAGGAUGUAUUCCGACGAAAUGCCUUGGAUUCUAGGAGGACUAUAAUGAGGAGGACGACUAUUCAGAACAGUAGGUGCAUUUCAUAAUUGCAUAAAAGGAGAGAGCAGCUUAAUGAGAGAAGUAGCAGUGAGGGCGCUAAGCAGGUGUCAAGUUAAUUGGUCUGAGAGCCAAGCCAGCUUUCAAGUAGUAAAAAGCAGGCAUUAAAGUAGGUGAGUAAGUCAAGUUCUCUAUAUGCUUGAAGCUGAUUACGCGCCUUUGUUGCCUUCUGUCUUCUUCCCUUUGGUAGUUCUGUUUCCAGCUGAGGAAUUGGAAUAAAUAAGUAAGGCUAACUAAAAGAGAGAAGAGGGUCUACAGUCAUUCUAUCUCAACACUGAAGAAUAAGACGUCUAUCCUUACUCUUGCAUUAAAUAUAAUAAUCAGAAAGGGAGGGGAGUAUAGAUAAUAUAAUAUAAGGAAGCGCCCAUGCAAGUUGAUUGUUGAAGCAGCAGAAAACAAAAUGAGCAGCACUGCGGAAAGGCUGAAGGAAAGGGACAUUGAAUGUCCUCCCGUAAUCCUUCGUCGAAACGUUAGGGAGGAAGAAUAAUAUAAGAGGGGGAGGCAUAAGGAAGGGCUGGUGCACGUGAAUCUAAACUAACUAUUUAUUACCGGAAGUGACACCCCUAUCCUCUAAUAGUAAUCGGGUGGGCACCUUUCAAAGCUAUAUUCUUUGUCAGAGGGAGAAGAAAGUUUCUGGAUUGAUUACAGGGCAAACAAAGCAUGCCCCUAGCAGCAUUUCAAGUGAUGCUUGGUACGAAUCUCGAGUAUAAUUCAGAGAAAUAGAGCGUAACUAAUAGUGUAUCAAGCAUCAAAGCAAGAAAGAAAGCUGUUCAAAACGGAAGGGAAGGUAUAGGGGUUGACAAGAGCAAGCUGAUAGCUUGAGAAAGAUAGUGCGCUUCAGAAGAUAUUAGUUGGAGAAGUAUGCCAGCUUGACCAAUAUUAGGCGUCUUCUACAGUCCUCUGUACAUAUGCUUAGAGAGGCUUCACCUAGGGGAGUAAUAUUAUCAUUCUGUAAGUAAGUAAAAGUCAAGUAGAAAGUAAAACUCAUAUUAAACCGUUGGAAACCACCAAAAAA
Messenger RNA from Panicum virgatum (switchgrass), 5020 nucleotides. RefSeq names its product NADH-ubiquinone oxidoreductase chain 6. The coding region runs from base 3318 to 3995 and encodes 225 amino acids. NCBI's taxonomy places the organism in Eukaryota, Viridiplantae, Streptophyta, Magnoliopsida, Poales, Poaceae. Gene Ontology annotation, molecular function: NADH dehydrogenase (ubiquinone) activity. The transcript has a single exon. The record is from RefSeq and is a predicted model, not a curated record.